CUGUGGACGUGUCUCACGUUGGAAGAUCCGACCCUGGCAAGCAUUGUUGGUUGGUCGGUCGCGACGCUGGAGUCGUCAGAUCUGCUUUGAGCACAGCCCCUUUCACCUUACUUCUGCCGGCGCUGCGCCACUCUGUUAGGCAGACUGCCUUGUCAACCUUGCGAAACUCGACGUCGACAUUUCUAAAGACAGAAACAGCAAACACGCUCUGUCUCUCACCCAUGGAUCAACAGCCUGCCCAACCCGUGACGCCGGCACGAGGCCGGUCCCCGUCCGCGGGGCACCAACAGCCUCAUAUAAGAAAUAGUCACUCGCCUUCGCCUCAUCCCUAUCAGUCCCCAGACGCCUCUAUCGGCCUCGGUAUCGGCCUCGACCCCUCGUCAGCUCCCAACCCUCAAUUCACUCCAGACAGCUUCGGCGACUUCAACGGUAGCGACAGUCGCUUCUUAAAUACAUCGCAGCCUCAGGUAUUCCCACAACAAGGUGCGACCGACUCGAUAUCCUACGAUCCGAACCAGGGCUUCGCUCAAACACAGGCCAGCUUUUCGCAAUCACUGAUGACGGCUGAUUUCAACCCCGGCGCCGACUUUUCUUUGUUCCCGCCCGUUACGCAGGCCGAUCAAUACAGCGCGACGCAAUUAUUUGGCGAUAUCCCUCAAAACAAUCCUCCAAGUCUUAAUCCCAAUGAUUUGGCGAACAUGACCUCUCCACAGACGCACCACUCCCCUACCCCGCCUCAUCUACUAAAGCCUGAGCCGGGUUCGACACACCAUUCGCCCUCGUUCCCACAACAGCAAUUCUCUUCUCCUCCGGGCCAUUCAAGACAUACUUCGUUAGGCCCAGAGGCCGCCUUGCUUCCUGGUCAGGUAGACUGGACUCAGGCCCAAUUCCAAGGCCAUCGUAGAACACCUUCAGACUACUCCGACGUAUCCUCCAAUGCGGCGUCGCCGAGUUUAACGGCCCAUGACGGAUUCGAUCACCCUGAACAUGGCCACUCGCCAAUGCAGCGAUCUCAGGACAGCUUUUAUGAUGGUGUCAUGGGACUAGGGAACUUCAGUAUAUCAGAUGCCAAUCGCAAUAGCCGUAGUCCGUCACAUAGUCCACAUAUAUCUCCUCGAAUACUCCCCCAGAUGCCUGACGCUGGCCAAUUAAAUCAACCUAUGAUGCUAAACGCGGGCUAUGGCGUUCCCCCGGUUAGCUAUUCUCUACCAUCAGAAGAAUUUCCAACACUACAAGCUGAGAUGCCCAUGGAACAACCGAUAACCCAGGGAGGAUUGGCGCCACCCUCAAUUAACAUCGAUUUUGCUCCUAAUGCUAAGCAAAAUACCUUUGAGCCUCUGAAACCACCUAUGGAUGAAAGUUCACUGACUCCCCCUGAUAGAGGCCGGCCAAGAUCACGGCCACGGGCCGCUACUGAUUCAAUGUACAGCGGUGUCGGCGGUAACUCGCGGCCUCAGACGCCAGGGAGCCUUUCACCACAUUUGGGUGCUGAUUUGGCGAACCGUUCACGAUCUGGAUCCGAGUCAUCAUCUAGGUCUCUUUCCCCACUCGCCCCAGGCGACAGGUCCGGUAGCGCAAAUGCCGCCUCUCGGCGACGUGUGUCCAUGUCUUCGGUACCUAACAACGUGAUUGCGCUUCGACUGGCAGAUCCGGAAUACCAGGCCGCCCAGGACAGCGGCAACACUAAGAGGGUUCAGAAACACCCCGCGACAUUCCAAUGUACGCUUUGCCCGAAAAGAUUUACCCGAGCCUAUAAUCUUCGUUCACAUCUACGUACUCACACGGAUGAGCGGCCAUUCGUAUGUACGGUAUGCGGCAAAGCUUUUGCCCGACAGCAUGAUCGUAAGCGUCAUGAGGGCUUACACACGGGCGAGAAGAAGUUCGUUUGCAAAGGUGAAUUAAAAGCCGGUGGACAAUGGGGCUGUGGCAGAAGGUUUGCCCGCGCAGAUGCGCUAGGUCGUCAUUUCCGGUCUGAAGCUGGCCGGAUAUGUAUCAAACCCCUUCUAGACGAGGAAAUGAUAGAGCGACAGCGUGUCUGGCAGGAGCAACAUAUGCAGAUGGCCGCCGCACAAAACAUGGCUCAGCAACAGGUCAUGAUGGAUCCUGGCGUCUAUCCUGGCAUGGACACGAGCGCAUUUGGUUUACCGGCCGCGCUGUUGGCACAAUACCCUGCUUUAGCCCAGAUGAAUUGGAGUCAAGGCGACAUGGGCAAUGUGGACGACGAGAUUAGCGGUCGAUCCAGUUUCGACGCCUCCGAUUAUGAUGAUGGCGAGGAGGCUGGCUAUGUUAGCGGGCCUGGGACAGGGUUUGGCGAAGGUGGAGGCCAGCAAAACUUUGGAGAAAUGGGAUACGCUAGCGAUUAUGGCGGGCGUUGAUUUGUAUAGCUGUAUUUUCUAUCCUUCCUUUCGUGACGAUCAUUGGCGUUUUAACGGUCUUGGAUUUGAUGAGCGAUGCAUCAUGAUAUAUACAAUGGGCCAUAUGUAGACUAAGCUAUUGGGUAACCUAUGAGCUCUCUUAUUGGCAGAAAUGUCCACAUUAUAGACGGCAGGCUAGAUACCACUUCAUUGAAUGAAAUAUCCCAGAGUUCUCAUCAUGUCUCAGUAUUUUCAAAACUUGUAAUCAUAGACUGUCCCGCGAUGUGCAGGGGGGAAUUAUUUGACCCACCGGAGACUUAACGUUUCUUCGGAAUGACUUCUUGCUCUAGCUAAGCGGCAAAGCC
Messenger RNA from Xylaria bambusicola, 2719 nucleotides. RefSeq lists its product as uncharacterized. Lineage: Eukaryota; Fungi; Ascomycota; Sordariomycetes; Xylariales; Xylariaceae. The coding region runs from base 222 to 2375 and encodes 717 amino acids. The record is from RefSeq and is a predicted model, not a curated record. The transcript has 2 exons. Gene Ontology annotation, biological process: regulation of DNA-templated transcription. Gene Ontology annotation, molecular function: RNA polymerase II cis-regulatory region sequence-specific DNA binding; DNA-binding transcription factor activity, RNA polymerase II-specific.